Aspergillus sclerotioniger CBS 115572 is the source of this 1012-nucleotide messenger RNA. RefSeq lists its product as uncharacterized. Bases 62 to 1012 code for a protein of 316 amino acids. NCBI's taxonomy places the organism in Eukaryota, Fungi, Ascomycota, Eurotiomycetes, Eurotiales, Aspergillaceae. The record is from RefSeq and is a predicted model, not a curated record. The transcript is spliced from 2 exons.
CAAUUCCUUCCUUUCAACCCAUCCACUCUUUUCAUUCCAUUCCUUCACCAAAACAACAACCAUGCACGUCCUCAGCACCCUCAGCACCCUCGCCAUCCUCCCCUCCGCCCUCGGCGCCGUCCUCCCCGCAGCCCUCCAAAGCACCACCAAACUCACCAAGCGCGACUCCUGGGGCGGCAGCGUCUCCCUCGGCCCAACCACCUCCGACAUCAUCAACGCCGUCACCACCAUCAUCCCCGGCGUCGCGCCCUCCACCCAAAACGGCGAACUCUUCCUCUGGCCCGGCAUGAGCAACGGCACCGGCGACCUCAUCCAAACCACACUCGAAAGCUGGCCCAGCAACGCCUGGUGCGGUGCCACCACGGGCCAGUGGUGUGUUCGCGCCAGUAUCUUCGGCUCCUUUGGCCAGUUGGACGGUACCGGUUCGCCUGUUAGCGCCGACGACCACGUUCGUAUCGAAUAUAACCUCGCUUCUGAUGGCGAGACAUGGACGCAGAAUGUUACGAAUGCGUUGACUGGUGCUGCGUUGUCUAGUUACUCCUAUGCCGCGGGGCCGUACAUGACUGGAUACGGCACCGGCACCGAAUGCGACAGCGACUGCACCGGCACUGUCGCCUCCCAGCUAUACAUCAACACGACUAUCACUCUCCGUGAAGCGGAUACUAGCUUCGGGGAUACUAUUGCCACUGGUGCGGGCGCGACUUAUACCGGUCUGACCUCUAGUGAGGGUGGUAAGGUGUGGAAGAUUGCUACUAUUAGUAUUCCUGCCAUGGGGUCGGAGACGGCAGUUGCUUCGUCUACCUCCGAGGCUACUCAUGCUACUCCUACCCCGACGACAGCGGUUGUAGUGGAGGAGACAAGUUCCGUGGCUACGUCGACGGCUCAGGAGACUGGUGCUGCGGAGACUGGCGCGAAGACUGGAUUUAGGUCUGGUGCUGGGUCUGGGUCAGGUUCUUUCUCGGGGUUCGGUGCUGGAUUCCCUUCUUCGGGAGAGGACUGCUCUGAGCAGUAA